Messenger RNA from Scophthalmus maximus (turbot), 4174 nucleotides. RefSeq names its product thioredoxin domain containing 11 (gene txndc11). The transcript has 13 exons. NCBI's taxonomy places the organism in Eukaryota, Metazoa, Chordata, Actinopteri, Pleuronectiformes, Scophthalmidae. Bases 10 to 2613 code for a protein of 867 amino acids. The record is from RefSeq and is a predicted model, not a curated record.
CGGGCUGUAAUGCUGCGCCGGGUGCGGCAGUCUCUCCGGCAGGUGCUGUUUCUCAUGGCCCGGAGACCGGACCUCCUCUGCGGGGCGAUCGUGCUCGGCGUGCUGCUCGUGCUGGCUGUCAAGUUCACGUGCAGCCGUGCUGAGAAUGUGGUGGCAGCAGCUCGGCCUCCGGUGCGGUUCUUCUCUGCCGAGGCCCCGGUAGUCGACCUCUUCUUGGGUCAGCUGGACCAGGUGGAGCGUCUGAGGAGUGUGGCAGAGGUGUCGCUCAUCUUCUUCUAUGCACCGUGGUGCGCUCACUCCAUGGCCGCGCGACAGGAAGUGCAGCAGGUGGCUUCGAAGCUGGCCAAACAGGUGCAGUUUGUGGCUGUUAACUGCUGGUACAGUCAGGGGAAGUGCAGGAGGCAAAACCACUUCUACCAGUAUCCCAUCAUCCAUCUGUUUUAUAGAAGGUUUGGGCCGAUAGAGUACAAAGGUCCAUUUGUGGCUCCGUACGUGGAAAGUUUUAUCCUCCGAGUCAUCACGCCGCUCACUUACCUCCCGUCGAGAGCAACGCUUGAAGAUUUCCUCUCCUACCACGAGCCUCGAGUGGUGGGUUUCUUCCAGUUUAACUCCUCUCCGCUGCCGCCGGGGUACAUCACAUAUUUGUCUUCUGCCCUGCAGGCCCUCAAAAGAGAUUUCCGCGGCGUUGUACGUUUCGGGGUCGUGACCAACAGACAGGUGGCAGAGGCCAUCUCACUACAGGAAGAUGAGACUGUUUACCUCCACAGGAGAUUUAACUCCUCUUUGAUAUUCCCUCGACUGGAGCGUAACUUCACGUCGGAGGCCAUCUGCAGCUGGGUGUUUGAGCACCGUGAGACCGUCCUCCAAUGGCUGCAGCCCCCUGGAACAAAGUCCCGCCUCUUUGAGCGGGAGCUGACUAAAGGCCCGGCGCUGCUGCUGUUCCUGCCGCACAAUCCACUCGGGUCCAAGCCCAAUCCCAUUCUACACCAGAUUGCUGACAUCGCUGUGCGAUAUCAUUCAUGUGACAAUAAUGACCACUUGGGCCUGGACAAGAGUUUCACGUCGCACUUGCUGUGCUGCCACUCACUCCUCCUCCCAGGUUCCAGGACAGGUGUGUGUGAGGUGUGUCUCGGCUCGUCAGGAUCGAGUCUGACCAGCUCCCCCACGCGCUGCUCCCUCCCCUCCACGACUCGGGGGCGGGACCAGUUGCCGCCUCAUCUCCGACACUGCUGCCUCCACCGACGACCCGACCCUGUGUCCGCAGGGACUGCAACCCCAGUGGGCUGUCGCACCAUUCUGAGCAGCUACAGCCCGUUCAGUCAAAACAGUGCCUGCUGCAGAAAAGUCGAACCUCAUCCCAGCGACUCCCAAGCCAAAGAGGGGCCGGACAUGCAAAGGGUUUCCCUCACGCCCCCGUCUCUGGCCGCCAUCCCUCCGUCUUCCGCCACCCGGCCGGAAGGAGAUGGCAUCGCGGGGCUCCGGUGUCAGACCAACAGGACGCUCAGGUUUUACCUGCUGGACGCCGCUCUGAACUGGCCUCUGGCGGUGAGGCUCGGGGCGACGGGCAACGGCACCGCUGCUCUUCACCGGGAGGCCGGCGACGGGAGCGGCGACGGGUCGUUCGCAGCCAUUGUGAACCUGAAGGACGAGGUUCAUUAUGUUCUCCAUCGCAGCGCGGAGACCACACUGACAGAGUCUCUGGAGGCCUUCAUCAGGAACUUCAGCGCUCCGUACAGUCUCCUGCAGAGACACUUGGUCGGAGAGGAGAGCAGGAAGGGAGGCGAAGAGGAGGCCGGACACCCAGACGAGCCCCGGCACAAGUCUCCUCGGCCCCUCAUCACGGAACUGACCACCUCCUCCUUCCUUCCCUCCGUCAUGGAUCUUCAAAAGGAUGUGCUGCUGUUUUACUACACUCAGUGGUGUGGAUUCUGCUCCGUUCUCAACCACGUCAUCAUCCAGUUGGCCAGAUUGUUACAGGGAAACAGCGUCAUCACUGUGGCCAGGGUGAAUGUUGCCCGCAAUGACCUUCCCUGGGAGUUCAUGGUGGAUCACGUUCCCUCCAUCCUUCUCUUUCCCAGAUACAGGAAAGAUUUCAGCGUGAAGUUUCCAGACGACCUGCCCAUCACGUUGCCGAACCUCCUCCACUUCAUCCUGCAGCACUCGGGCUCCGCGCACGACGCGGACAAACCCGUGAAGUCCCCCGUCGGGUCAGACGCCGCGGGAGCCGGCGCCCUCCUCCGGGCAGAGUUCCUGGCGCUGCAGCGCGAAGUGCAAGCGCUGCAUCACGCCCGCGAGCGUCUCUCCCAGCAGCUGGCGCAGCUGUGGCGCGACAACCGGCGCCUGACGUUUGACACGCGCGGCCUGGCGGCGCAGAACGCCGAGCUGCAGCGGGAGAGGCAGAGCCUGGAGGAGCAGCGCGAGGAGAAAGGCCGGCAGCUCGGCAAGGCGGUGCGACGGCUGCAGGAGCUGGCGGACGCCUCCGAGAACCUGCUGAACGAGAACACGCUGCUCCGGGUCCUGCUGAGGGCGCUGAAGGACCGGACGGAGGCUCGGGAGCAGGCGGAGGCGGAGAGGAAAGAGGCGGAGCAGAGAAGAAGCCGUAUGGCGUCGUGAACGCGGGUCUGCAGGGAGUCCCGAGGAAGGGCGGGCAGGGAGAGGGCUGGAAUGGAUGAGGGGGAGAAAAAAGAAGAAGACGCUGCGAUCAGAUCAGAGAGGAUGAACAUGACGCUUGAAGGAGGAGUUUGUGUAGCAACCUGGUAAAUCAUGUCAUAAGAGAAAAAUGGAGGAUGAGGCCACAGCUCUGAUCCGACAUAAAAGAUUAGAGGGAAACACGAAGACUGCUGCUAAGGCUGGAAAUCAAGUCAGAGGAAGAAGGAAAAAAACGCAGCGAGGAAGACGGCUUCGAUGACGGUGGGAGUUAAUCAACGCUGACGAACACUGUAGGGAGGGAGUUCAGUGCCAACUGUCCAGAGACUCAGUUCUGGUCUGUUAACGGGAGGAAGCUAAGUUAAAAUUUCUAUUUAAAAAAAAACAACUAAAACACCUCUGCAGCCAAACUCUCCACCUCCCCCGACUUACUGUAAAUCCGCACAUGAGAGACGAUAUUCAAAUAAUGGUCUCGUCCGAUGAGCAGCACAAAAAAACAAAGGCCGGUUUAAAUAUAUACAUUGACGGGGGUAAAGGGGGUAAAUGUCCACAGCACCAGCUUCCAUCGGUACAACAACUGAGUCAUGUGACACUCGUCACUCUGCUGCUCAGUGUCAAUAUUUUAACAGAAAUUAUAAUUUUCACACUUAAUAACUUCCAGUCAUUUUACUUUUUACUUUCUCCUGAUCAUGAGCUACUGUCAACACUUCCUGAUGUUUGUUUUGACCUACGUUCAUGUAAAAAAAAUCUGGAGCUGCUUCUAUAAUGUUUUUUUUGUUCUACUCGUCCAUAAAUCCCAGUUUGCUAUAUAUUUCCAAAUAAUUUCCUGUAUGUUUUCGUACUAAUUAUGGGUCAAAUCGAAGGCGAUCAGUCGGUGACGGCAGGUUCAAAUGUGAAAUGUGUGUCUCGAAGCAAACACUAUCAUUUCCAUUAAUAAAUGAAUGAGUAUUAUGGAACUUAAUCCAGAAGUUUAAUUUUUUUAUAAACAACUAAUUGAAGUAACAAAAACCCUUUUCUGUUUUUCGUGUAGUUGGUUCCAGAACCACACGUUUCUGUCCUGGGAACUGUAAAAGAAAGUGUCGACCCAGUGACGUGUAAAAAGUCAAAGUGCAACGCCUGAUAGGAUUCUUACUGUACUGACGGAGUGCUGUGGAAAAAAUGUAAAUCAUGCUAACGUGAACAGGCAUGACGUUCUGAAUUUGCUUUAAUUUGGAUAAGAGGAAAUGAAAACUUCUCUCCGCCACAGUCUUGAGAAUUUACAGUAAACUGUAAGAGUUUGGCUGCGGGGGGAGAAAGGGCUACUGAUGAAGCUGAGAGGAACUCAAUCCCGAGGACGUUUCGUUUUUUUCCAAGGGGAUAUAAUUCUUUUGUUAAACUGAUCUAUUUUUCCAGAAAUCAUUGAUCCUCGAGUCACUAAAAUAUUAUUUCUACGUAAAUAUUCAGGUAUUAUGACUGAGAUGCUGCAAUUGUUUACAUGUGAAAUAUUGCACCAGUUUUUACUGAUUAAAAAAAAAAAUCUUCCUUCUUA